Molecule: messenger RNA, 1852 nt
Organism: Photinus pyralis (common eastern firefly)
Lineage: Eukaryota; Metazoa; Arthropoda; Insecta; Coleoptera; Lampyridae
Product: probable cytochrome P450 6a13
Exons: 4
Coding region: 313-1764 (483 amino acids)
Molecular function (GO): heme binding; oxidoreductase activity, acting on paired donors, with incorporation or reduction of molecular oxygen; iron ion binding
Source: RefSeq, a predicted model, not a curated record
UCAAAUAUAUUAGUAACAAAGAGAGUUAUCGAUAAAAGUUUCAAAUAAAAGUAAAAAUAAAAUUCGAUAGGAUAAAUUGAACGGGUGCAAGAGGGGGACGGGGUUAAAUUGAUCGAACGAUUAAGUAGGACCCACUUAGGUUGCUUAUCAGAUAGUAAUAACGGUGCUACUCAUUACCUUGGCAGUGGAUAGGAAAUUACUUGCAGUUUAGGUACCUACAGUGCUUGAAAUUUUUCAUCUCAUUGUCCAGUGCGUUCAGCUCACUCGUAGCAGCUGUCGGAAAUUGUGAUUAAAAGUUGCUAUGGCAUUAAUAUGGUGAGCGUUUUUCUGGCCCUCCUUGUAUUAAUUACAACUGUCUACGUCAAAUGGAUGUAUUCGUAUUGGAAAAGACGAAAUGUCCCACAAUUACCUCAUAGUUUCCCCUUUGGAAAUGCGGAAAAUCCACUCACGCGAAAACUUUUUAUCGAUGAAUGGUUGGCUCUUGUGUACAAAGCCUUUAAGGAACGCGGAUCGAAACAUGGAGGUGUCUAUUUUUUCGUACAUCCAAUGUACGUACCUAUCGCACCAGAAGUGAUAAAAAAUAUCAUGCAGAAGGACUUUCAUCAUUUUGUAGAACGCGGAUUGUACUAUAAUGAAAAGGAUGACCCUUUAAGCGCCAAUUUAUUUUUCAUCGGCGGUCAAAAAUGGAAAAACCUGCGGGCUAAACUUACGCCGACCUUCACUUCGGGUAAGAUGAAAAUGAUGUUUGAAACUUUGGUAGCAUGCGUCGAUCCCAUGCAAAACGACAUGGCUUCAUAUUGCGCCAAUAAAAAACCGGUUGAUAUAAAAGACAUUUUGGCGCGCUUCACGACGGAUGUUAUUGGAUCGUGCGCGUUUGGGUUGGAGUGUAACAGUUUUACAAACGAAGAUGCAGCGUUUCGCCACCAUGGUCGGCAAAUUUUUGCUCCAGAAACAAAAAUUAAAGCACUGAUAGGUUUGUUUGCGAUGAUAACGCGGAAGUGGGCCAACAGAUUGGGAGUGCCCCUAUUUCCUAAGGACAGCAGCUCCUUCUUCUUCAACGUUGUCAAGGACACAGUUAAAUAUAGGCGCGAGAAUGGUUUUUCUCGCAAAGACAUGUUGCAGAUUGUUAUGGAUCUUCAAAAAGGCACAUUAACAAUGGAAGAAAUUGCGGCUCAAGCGUUUGUCUUUUUUCUGGCCGGCUUUGAAACUUCUUCGACUACUAUGACCUUCUGCCUCUACGAGUUGACAAUUAACAUGGAUCUACAGGAAAAGGUGCGAGAGGAAAUUAAUCACGUUUUAGAACAGCAAGACGGCAAGCUUACAUACGAAGCAAUCAUGCAGAUGAAGUAUUUGACUCAAGUUAUCGACGAGACGUUGAGAAAGUAUCCUCCCGGAGGUCUGUUACCUCGAGAGUGUGUCGCAGAUUACGUAGAACCCGUCACUGGUGUGACUAUUGAAAAAGGAACAAAAGUCCUAAUCCCGGCAUGGGGUCUACAUAUGGAUCCAGAGUAUUUUCCUGAUCCUGAAAAGUUCGAUCCUGACAGAUUUUCGGAUGAAAAGAAGCACAGCAUUGUUCCUUUCACGUAUAUGCCCUUUGGUGAAGGUCCGCGCAUAUGCAUCGGUAUGAGAUUCGGAAUGAUGCUGACAAAGGUUGGCCUGGCCUACUUGUUAAGGGACUAUUCAUUUACUCUCAGUCCGAAAACCAAAAUUCCAUUCAAAUGGGAUAAAUAUAGCUUCAUAAUAACCACGGAAGAUCCAAUAUGAGUAUAACGGCUUAUUUCGAAACAAAUGCGGGAUGCCUCUACGUAAUUGAAUAGUAUACAGUGAUAAACGAAAAUUUUUAUCCAUAUGA